Molecule: messenger RNA, 1865 nt
Organism: Scleropages formosus (Asian bonytongue)
Lineage: Eukaryota; Metazoa; Chordata; Actinopteri; Osteoglossiformes; Osteoglossidae
Gene: irf7
Product: interferon regulatory factor 7
Exons: 10
Coding region: 207-1610 (467 amino acids)
Biological process (GO): regulation of transcription by RNA polymerase II; immune system process
Cellular component (GO): nucleus
Molecular function (GO): DNA-binding transcription factor activity, RNA polymerase II-specific; RNA polymerase II cis-regulatory region sequence-specific DNA binding; protein binding
Source: RefSeq, a predicted model, not a curated record
ACGGUAAUAGAGGGCGAGGAUGGAGACGGGAGAAACGGGGAGAAGGAAGAACAACAUGCAGAGAGAGUCGCUCCACAUUAAAUGUAGAGGAUCGCGCUCGUAGCGGGACGGCAGGUGGCGCAGUGGUUAGCGCUCUUUCAGGCGUGGGUUCGAGUCUCGCUCCUGCUGACUGUGGGAGCCUCGAUUCGGUCGCUAACAGUGUGCGGAUGCAAUUAAAAAGCCCUGCUGUCUGCCUGAAAGGGAAAGUCGCAGCUCUAAACAAAGCCUGUCUGUCUCACCCUGAGUGUGUGUCAAGCAGCUGCAAGCCACAGUUUGCACAGUGGCUCGUUGAGCAGGUGGAUAGCGGAUCGUAUGAGGGGCUGCGCUGGGUGGCCAAGGACAGGUUCAGGAUACCCUGGAAGCACAACUCUAGGAAGGACUGCAGCGAUGAAGACUGCAGGAUAUUCAAGGAGUGGGCAGUGGUCAGUGGGAAAUAUUUUGAAAAUGUGAGCGAUAAAGCAAAGUGGAAGACCAACUUCCGCUGCGCCCUCAACAGCCUCAAGCAGUUUGAGAUGGUCGAGGACCGCUCCAAGGAGUCGUCGGAUCCGCACAAGGUGUACCAGAUCGUCCACAGCGAAUAUAAAGAUCAGAACAACCGGGACAUCACAACAAAUUAUGAACAUCCUGUUAUACAGAAAAUCUUCACUGACACCCCCGUUAUCCCUCUGGAGCAGGGACUGUUAUCUGAAAUGGACUCCCUGAACUUGAGCACCCAGCCGACAGUUUACCUGAAUGACACCUGUGCAAACACUUGCUCACCAGCAGAGCAGCUGCUGUGGGAGGUGUCCUGUCCCAUGAACGUUCAUCCAACGGAGAUGGCCUAUUCCCACCAGCCAAUGCACGUGGAGCCUUUUCAUCCAAAUGAUGUGGCGGAGUCAGUCUGCUGCCCAGUAGGCCAGGUUCCGGUGUACGGGGCACCAGCCCUGCCUGGCAUCCAGGAGCUGGAGAUCAGCGUGCACUACAGGAGAAAGGAGGUGCUGAAGGAGCGGGUCAUGAGCCACCAAGUGCAGCUACAUUACCGCUCGGAGGACCAGGCCUUUGGGGCUCAAUCCAUCUGCCUCCCUGGUACAGAGAACAUUCCGGACCGAAAGCAAGCUCACUUCACCCAGCAGAUCCUCAACAACCUCCAGCAAGGCCUGCUGCUCGAGGUGAGGCAGACGGGCAUCUACGGGCUGCGCCAGGACAGGUGUCACAUGUACUACUGCUCCACAAACCCCGCAGAGAUAAAGAACCCCGAACCCAACGAGCUGCACAGGAACCGAGCGGUGGAACUGCUCAGCUUCGACAAGUUCAUCCAGGACCUGAACGAGUUCAAAGAAAACAGACGGGGGUCUCCGGAUUAUACUGUCUACCUGUGCUUCGGAGAGAAGUUCCCCGAUGGAAAGCUCAUGGAUAAGAAGUUAGUUACUGUUAAGGUGGUGCCCCUGAUUUGCCGCUACUUCCACGAGAUGGCACAGAUGGACGGCGCCUCCUCCCUGGAGAAUGGCACCGUUAGCCUGCAGUUCUCCAACAGCCUCUUUGACCUCAUCAAUUCUACCUUUGGCCUCCCGUCGUCAAGCUCCUCCCCAUGAGGGGGAGGUGUCCAUCCUCUGGACCACAGAUCAACAGAAGGGAGGAGACCCCCUCAUCCUUAUGGUUCACCUUAUUCUCCAGCCACUGUUUCAAACAUAAGAUCUUACAAUUGCUGUUUAGUGUGACAAUAUGUGACACGAUACACAGGGGCUCUUAAUCGCAGUUGGGAGCAGAAGGCGGUCUCCGAUUCCUUUUGUUUGUAAUUCCAAAGUGACUUUUACUAGUAAGUCACAAUCAAAAAAAAGACAUUCCGU